Theobroma umbraticum is the source of this 765-nucleotide messenger RNA. Its product is annotated as large ribosomal subunit protein eL22z. Gene Ontology annotation, biological process: cytoplasmic translation. Gene Ontology annotation, cellular component: ribosome. Gene Ontology annotation, molecular function: RNA binding; structural constituent of ribosome. NCBI's taxonomy places the organism in Eukaryota, Viridiplantae, Streptophyta, Magnoliopsida, Malvales, Malvaceae. The record is from RefSeq and is a predicted model, not a curated record.
UCUGCUAAAUGCAUUUUAUAUCUUCAAAACGCAGAGGCAGCUAAGGUAGUCUCUGACUUUCUGCCCUUGCUUUCCUCUCUUGUUUCUCCCGAUUACUCUCCUUCGUGUUGAUUUGACUCAGUGGAAAAGCAGUUAGGUGGUGCGAAGAUGAGUCGUGGAGCAGCAUCUGGACCCAAGGGGAAGAAGAAGGGAGCGUCGUUCACUAUCGACUGCGCAAAGCCGGUGGAGGAUAAGAUCAUGGACAUCGCCUCGCUGGAAAAGUUCCUCCAGGAAAGGAUCAAGGUCGGUGGCAAAGCCGGUGCUCUUGGCGACUCCGUCACUCUCACCCGUGACAAAAGCAAAAUCACCGUCACCUCUGACGCCAACUUUUCUAAGCGGUAUCUUAAGUACUUGACUAAGAAGUACUUGAAGAAGCACAAUGUCCGGGAUUGGCUUCGGGUGAUUGCUUCCAACAAGGAUCGUACUGUUUAUGAACUCCGCUACUUCAACAUUGCUGAGAAUGAGGGGGAGGAGGAAGAGUGAAGAAUCAGAUCAGUAUUUUCUCCAGUUCCCUAUCUGGUUUAUUAGUUCUGAGGACCUUGUUUAUCUAUUUCAGGUGUCUAAUUUUUGGACAUGUUUGGGUUGUUUUUUGACCCAAGUUUUUGUUGCCGAUCAUUACAUUUUUUGUUUAUGUAUCAGUCCAUUAGAUGCUAUUAAAAGGAUGCAUAUUUCUUUUGUGAGUUGAUUAUAAGAGCUCUUAACUGAUUUUCCACCUUGGUGUUUCAA